AUGGUUAAAAUUUCUUUAGAUAAUGUCGAAAUCUUUGGUAAUAUUGAUGCUGAACCAUUAUUUUUUCCAGCAAAAACCACCGUUUCUGACAUUUUAACCAAGCCUGCAUUGGAGUUUAUUGUUCUUUUACACAGAACUUUCAAUGAGAAACGAAAAGAAUUGUUACAAAAUAGAGAGCUCCAACAAAGGGGGCUAGAUGAUGGGACAUUUCAGUUUCAGUUUUUACCAGAAACUGAAUAUAUCAGAAAUAAUCCUACAUGGCAAGGCCCAAUUUUAGGUCCUGGUUUAAUCAACAGAUCCACGGAGAUCACCGGUCCACCAUUACGUAAAAUGUUGGUCAAUGCUUUAAAUGCAGAAGUUACAACGUAUAUGGUAGAUUUUGAGGACUCUUUAUCGCCAACUUGGGAAAAUAUUGUUUAUGGACAAGUUAAUCUUUAUGAUGCCAUCAGAGACCAGAUCGAUUAUCACACUCCAAGAAAGAAUUACCAAUUGCGGAAACCAUUCGCUACCUCUCCAACUGUUAUUGUAAGACCAAGAGGUUGGCACAUGGAGGAAAAACAUGUUUAUGUGGAUGGAGAACCUUUUAGCGCAGCUAUCUUUGAUUUUGGUUUAUACUUCUUCCACAAUGCCUCAGAAUUGAUAAAGAAAGGGAAGGGGCCAUAUUUCUAUUUACCAAAAAUGGAACAUCAUUUAGAAGCAAAGCUAUGGAACGACAUAUUCAAUGUUGCACAAGACUUGCUAGCUAUCCCAAGAGGUACUAUUAGAGCAACCGCAUUAAUUGAAACCUUGCCAGCAGCAUUUCAAAUGGAGGAAAUCAUUUACCAAUUAAGAUCACACUCCAGUGGGUUAAAUUGUGGUCGUUGGGAUUACAUCUUCUCCACUAUUAAGAAAUUAAGAAAUAUCCCUGAACACGUUCUACCAAACAGAGAUCUAGUUACUAUGACGUCCCCAUUUAUGGAUGCUUACGUGAAAAGAUUAAUUAACACAUGUCACCGUAGGGGUGUCCAUGCUAUGGGUGGGAUGGCUGCUCAAAUUCCAAUCAAGAAUGAUAAUGUAGCAAAUACGCUUGCCAUGGAAAAAGUCCGCCAGGAUAAGAUUCGUGAACUAACAAAUGGCCAUGAUGGUUCGUGGGUUGCACACCCUGCCUUAGCUCCUAUAUGUAAUGAAGUCUUUAGCAAUAUGGGAACUUCUAAUCAAAUCUAUUUUGUGCCUGAUGCUAAUGUCACCGAGACCAACUUGCUAAAUACAAAGUGUGCUGGUGCCACCGUUACGACCGAUGGUAUUAAAGUUAACUUGGAUAUCGGUUUACAAUACAUGGAAGCAUGGUUAAGGGGCUCUGGUUGCGUUCCAAUUAACAACUUAAUGGAAGACGCUGCAACUGCCGAAGUUUCUCGUUGUCAGUUAUAUCAAUGGGUACAUCAUCAUAUUACUUUGGAGGAUACCAACAAAAAAAUCACUCCGGAACUUACAAGUCAGUUGUUAGAGGAGCAAGUUGAAAAGUUAGUAGCCACCAGUCCUUUUGGUAGUAAAAACAAGUUUAAACUUGCUGCAAAGUAUUUUUUACCUGAAAUUCGAGGCGAAAAGUUCAGUAAUUUCUUAACUACUUUGUUAUAUGAUGAGCUGGUACAGAAGAACCCGGACCCCUUCGAUUUAUCUACUCUGAAAUCGUAG
This is a messenger RNA of Maudiozyma saulgeensis, 1671 nucleotides long. The record is from the annotation of a GenBank genome assembly. NCBI's taxonomy places the organism in Eukaryota, Fungi, Ascomycota, Saccharomycetes, Saccharomycetales, Saccharomycetaceae.